Messenger RNA from Colletotrichum fioriniae, 531 nucleotides. The record is from RefSeq and is a predicted model, not a curated record. NCBI's taxonomy places the organism in Eukaryota, Fungi, Ascomycota, Sordariomycetes, Glomerellales, Glomerellaceae.
AUGAAUUGGGCAGAUCAGUUUGCAGAUGGACAUGGACGCUCCUUCAUCUACGAAGAAGACGACCACCCCGUAAACCAACAUGCACGCCCUUCCAUGCCGAAAUCCAACGCUCAACCUCGUCGUCCGCCUCCACCACCGCCAAAGAGAUCAACAGACCCCCACGAAAACAUCCACGCCUGGCUCUCAGGCGUCACAAUCGACGAGGAACACAAACCCCUCGCAUCAGACAUCUUCCACGCUCUGGGCCAAAUCCAGAUUCAAACGGCGGGGGGCCAACAAGCACCACCGGUGGAUAAGCAGCAGCAGCAGCAGCAGGCACAGAUACAGACACAGGCCGCCGGUCCGACGGUGACUGUCCACAAGAUGGGUCCGGGCUUCAUCGGUCGCGCGCCCGCGUUUGGGACGUCAGAGUUCUUUGCGAAUAUGGUUGUGGUGGGCAUUCUGUUGCUUUUCGCGCCGGGGUUCACGAUUCUUGCGGCCGGGGUUUUCUUCACGUCGAGGGUUGCGGAGAGGUGGGCUGGGCAGGUAUGA